Molecule: messenger RNA, 1509 nt
Organism: Talaromyces amestolkiae
Lineage: Eukaryota; Fungi; Ascomycota; Eurotiomycetes; Eurotiales; Trichocomaceae
Exons: 1
Coding region: 1-1509 (502 amino acids)
Molecular function (GO): mannitol dehydrogenase activity
Source: RefSeq, a predicted model, not a curated record
AUGGCUUCUAUCAAGCUCAAUAGCGCCCAUUUAGAGAAAAUCUCGGCGGCAGGUAAGGCCCAGGUCCCGACAUACCGCCGCGAUGGCGCCGUCAAGGAGGGAAUCGUCCAUAUUGGUGUGGGCGGCUUCCACCGAGCUCACCUGGCCUUCUACAUCAACCAGUUGAUGCAAAAGUAUGGAAUUUCUGACUACGCGAUAUGUGGCGUUGGGUUGCAGCCAUUCGAUGCCAAAAUGCGCGACGCAUUGAGGUCGCAAGAUCAUCUGUACACUGUUAUUGAACGCUCGGGCAAGGGGAAUUCUGCACAUGUAGUUGGCAGCAUCAACUCUUACCUCUUCGCGCCGGAUGACCGCGAAGCUCUUGUUGCCAAGAUGGCAAAUCCUGACACGCAUAUCGUGUCACUCACUAUCACUGAAUCCGGCUACUACUACAAUGAGAACACACAUGAAUUGCAGGUUGAUCAUCCCGAUAUUCAGUUCGACCUUGAUCCAGCCAACAAGAAGACACCACGAACUACUUUUGGCUUUCUUUACGCUGCCCUGGAGCAACGCUACCAGCAAGGACUCAGACCUUUCACUGUUAUGUCAUGCGAUAAUAUGCAAAAGAAUGGCUCUAUCACACGGCAUAUGCUUGAAUCUUUUGCACAUUUACAGAACCCUGAGGUUGCAAAGUGGAUUUCCGAGUGCGGUGCUUUCCCUAACUCCAUGGUUGAUCGCAUUACUCCCCAAACAUCUGCGAUUGAUAUAACAAAACUCGCGGAAGAAUUCGGCAUUGAGGAUGCAUGGCCGGUUGUUACAGAGCCUUUCAUGCAAUGGGUUGUUGAGGAUCAGUUUUCUGAUGGUCGUCCACCGUUUGAGAAAGUUGGUGUGCAGGUCGUUAGGAAUGUCCAUGAUGUUGAGCUGUUUGAGAAGCAUAAACUACGGUUGCUCAAUGCUAGCCACUCAGCCAUAGGCUAUCCGGGUCAGUUGGCAGGUUUCAAGUAUGUUCACGAAGUCAUACAGAACCCGUUGUUCUACAACUUGGUAUGGCAGAUGAUGCAGCAGGAAGUGAAACCACUCCUGCCUGAUAUUCCCGGUGUGAAUGUUGAUGAGUAUUGCAUUACUCUUAUGGAACGUUUUUCCAACCCAACCAUCAUGGACCAGUUGCCUCGCAUUUGCCUCAAUGGUUCUGGCAAGAUUCCACAAUUUAUCAUGCCGUCAAUUGCCGAAGCAAUUUGGGUCACAGGCCCAUUCCGCCGCCUUUGCUUCGUUACGGCUGCUUGGUUUUGCUAUGUUAAAGGCGUCGAAGAUAGUGGUGAAAAUUUCGUGGUCGAUGAUCCGAUGCGUGCAGAAUUACAGGAAAUGGCUCACCAAGGAGGCAAUGACCCAUCAAAGUUGCUCAGUAUCAAAUCCCUAUUCGGUGAUGACUUGCGCAAUGAUGAAAGGUUCAUUAAGGAAGUUGCGAUGGCCAUGGAGGCUAUCAAUCGGGAUGGCGUCAUGAAGACACUUCCUAAGUACAUUGAUCAAAAAUGA